UCUUGGACGUCAAGGUUGAAAAUUUUCUCUUCUUGGAGUGGGUGAGGACUCCAAAGACUUUCAUUCAAUUUCCAGAUUCCAGCUUAAGCUCCUUGUUUAGUGAGAGAAAUGGAUCCAAGCUACAUCGGAAUGACGAUGCCACACAUCUGCGAAGAGCAGAGUCCUUUGGUUCGUCUCUGCAUCGAGGCAGCUACGGAAAGCAAAGACGCCAUUGACGCUUGGAAGAUGCAGCGUCGAACACUCGAACGCAUGCCUUCUCAGCUCAUCGACAUUCUUCUGCACCGCCUCCUCCAUAGACGGAUCCUCUAUCCUUCACUUCUCGAAGUUUUCAAGUAUAGUGCUGAACAUAUUGAUUUGAGAGGAGAGGUAAUUGUAGAUGCAGAGUGGAUGGCGUAUCUAGGUGGAUUCCUCCAUUUGCGCAAACUAAUACUUGCAGAUUGCAACAAAAUAAGUAGUUCUGCCAUUUGGCCUAUUUCAGGUAUGGCAACUUUGAAAGUUAUGGAUCUUUCAAGAUGUUCCAAAAUCAACGAUGCAGGCAUUGAACAUCUAUUAUCCAUUCAAUCCUUGGAGGAGCUGUAUAUACCAGAGACAGGUGUGACAUCUAGAGGGAUUUCACUACUUUCUUCACUUACGAACUUGCAUACUUUGGACUUAGGAGGUUUACCUGUAACUGAUGUAGCACUGAGUUCUUUACGGGUUCUAACAAAACUACAAUAUCUGGACCUAUGGGGCAGUGCUAUAUCCAAUGAAGGUGUAAACAUUUUGAAAAUGUUUCCGAAGCUAACUGUCCUAACUCUAGCUUGGACCAAAAUCACUCAUCUUCCAGAUUUUCCCUCCAUUGCAUGCUUGAACAUGAGUAACUGCACUAUACAUUCAAUAUUCGAAGGAUACGAAGAUAAAGCUCCUUUAACAAAGCUUGUUCUUUCUGGUGCUACAUUCGAUAAAACUUCCGAGGUCUUUGCUCAUGUUGAAACACUCCAUCUAUCCUUCUUGGAUGUCUCCAAUACUCCUUUUCAAAACUUCGGCUUUUUAAAGAACAUGAAUGCACUUGAACAUUUGGACCUGAGCUCUACUGUAGUUGGAGAUGAUUCUGUUCACCUGAUUGCAAGUAUAGGAAACACAUUAAGAAGUUUAAAUCUCAACAAAACAAGAAUCACCUCGUCUGGACUAAGUUUUCUGGCUGGGAACGUUCCCAAUCUUGAGAAAUUGACGCUUUAUGGCACGUAUGUUGAUGAUACUGCGAUUUCAUUUCUCUGCACGAUGCCUUCUUUGAAGCUAAUCGAUCUAAGUGAGACAAAUGUGAAAGGUUUGAUUCGUCAAGAUGGAGAUGAUUCAGAAUACGUUUUUUCAUUGACCGAGCUACAUAAUCUGAGUUAUUUAGAAACAUUGAAUUUGGAGAAGACACAAAUACGAGAUGCAUCACUUCUACCUCUUAACAAUUUGAAACAGUUAAGCUGUUUAUCUCUCAGAAGCGAUAGCCUAACAGAUUUAUCUUUAUACCACUUGUCAUCCAUACCUAAUCUUAAGAGCCUUAGCAUUCGAGACGCGGUUUUAACAGACGGUGGACUUGGUUCAUUCAAUCCACAAUUGAAAUUGGUAAUGCUGGAUCUGAGGGAAUGUUGGCUGUUAACCAAAGACGCUUUACUGUUAUUCUGUAAUAAACAUCCUCAGAUUGAAGUGAGGCAUGAACUCAUUAACAUUUCACGGUAUAACCCCACCAAAUCGAUCUCAUCUUCAUCUAAAGUAAGUUCUAAGGGGAGUUCACCACAUUUGAAGCAGAAGCGUGGAAAAUUGCCUGUUAAUUUCAUAAUAGAUCAAAGGUUGAAGUAUAACAGAGAGGAACUUUUAGCAUUGCAGUUUUCUUCUGCCUCACUUGCCGCCGCCACUGAGCAUGAAAAGAAAACUACCGCAUAGUGGAAUAAAGCUAAUGGAUUGAUUAUUAGUGAUUGAGAAAUUGGAUGGACUCGGUUGAUGCUAUCAGCUCUGCUUAUUAGCAUUAUUCUUGUACAUUCCGUCAAUGACACCCUGCGAAGCAAUAUUCAAGUUGACUCGCUUCAGAACGUCUUCAAAUACUACCACCCCGCCAUAGUUGACGCAGCUGAGGCCUCUUCUUCUUGAAUGUUGGUGUUAUAAGGUCACGCUCCAUGUCAAAUGGCACGGGAUCAAGGUGAAUAUCUUUUAUAACUUCAAAACCUUUCAACUGAAAAUAAAAAACAAUAUUACUUUAAGGGUAACAAAUUUAUUACUACUUAUAAAAAUACAUAACCUUUUUCUCCUUAGCUAUCCGUCUGAGCUCUGUCAGAAUGUAAUCUUUUGCUUUGGUGUUUUGGCAGACGAAUUCAUAAUCUGCAGUGACACUGCUUGAUGCUGCCCAUUUUUCUAAUGCUUGUUGGUUUGGGUUGAUAAUUGCAACCAGAAAUGAUUCAAAGCUAUUCCCAUACACCCAUAUCUGAAAUAUUGUUA
This is a messenger RNA of Impatiens glandulifera, 2463 nucleotides long. Its product is annotated as toll-like receptor 13. Gene Ontology annotation, molecular function: protein binding. Lineage: Eukaryota; Viridiplantae; Streptophyta; Magnoliopsida; Ericales; Balsaminaceae. The coding region runs from base 109 to 1914 and encodes 601 amino acids. The transcript is spliced from 8 exons. The record is from RefSeq and is a predicted model, not a curated record.